UGUGCAAUGCGUCACCACGAAUACAAGAUAUAUAUAGUUAAUAUAGUUAGCUUAACCUUGAAACCAGAAACUUUUUGGCAAAAGGAUCUGAUCAAUGAGCCAGAGUAUGACGAAUCUAUUUAUUUAAAUUUUAUUAUUUAAUAUCGAAAUGUGAAGCGUAGGAUCUUCCUUUAAACUAACGUCUGCGUUGUUAUAAUUGCAAUAAUGCUGCUGACAAUCAGAACACCUGUUGUGUACGGGCUACUUUUAUCAAUAUCGUUAAUAAUAUUUUUGUUAUACAUUGUCGGAGCAGCACAUUAUCUUACGGAUCACGAUGAGAAUACAUGUGAUAUGACAUAUAUGUUUGAAUAUCCUCAAUAUGUGAGGAUAGGAUUGAGUAGCAAUGAUGAUGAUAUACCUCAAGAUUAUUUAUACCCAAGAUUUGGAUUGUAUGCUUAUGGAGAAGGAUUUGUCACUGAACGACUCAGAAAGAUGCAUUUUUCUGGUAUUCCAGUGUUGUUUAUCCCUGGAAAUGCUGGAUCCCAUGAACAAGUUCGAUCACUUGCCUCGAUUAGUUUAAGAAAGAGUUUGAAAAGUCGUACUAUGUUUCAUUUUGAUUACUUUACAAUAUCUUUUGGCAAAGAUUACUCGGCUUUGUAUGGAGGUGUAUUAAAGGAAGAGACUGAUUAUGUUGCCAAAUGUUUACAACGAAUCUUUUCUUUGUAUCAAGGGAAGGUUAAAAAUAUUGUAUUGAUUGGUCAUUCAAUGGGUGGAUUAAUAGCUAAAGGAGCUCUGUUGAUGACACCUGAAAUCAACAGCAACAUAGCUAGCAUUUUAAUUACUUUAGCAACACCACACAAACCUUCUAUUUACCCAGACCGAACAUUUUUAAAUUACUACCACAAAUUGGCAUUAUCUAAUGAGUAUUUAAAAAAUAAUGGUACCACUGUGAUUUCAAUUGGUGGAGGUUCAAGAGAUAUAAUGGUUCCAUCGUCUCAAUCUAUUGAUGAACAUGCUGACUUAAAUGUCCUUGCAACAAAUAUUCCUGGUGUAUGGAGAUCAACUGACCAUUUGUGUAUUUUGUGGUGUAAACAAUUAAUUAUAAAAAUUAUACGAUCACUAUUUGAUUGUGUGGAUAUUACUCAAAGACCACCAGGCAUCUUCAAUAGCCAUGAGCACAGAAUGAAAGCUUUCAAUUGGCAUUUAGUUCAAAGAUACAGUAAAGAAAAGCAUUUAUCACGCGUUUCUUAUUCGGAAAAAUAUGAUUUUCCCAGGGAAAAAAGCGAAUGGAUUGAAUAUUUAAGGAGACAAUACAGUUGGAGUAGUAAAAAUUAUACUCGAAAUAAUCCGAAAAAACCUGUUACAGUAUACCUCAUGGUCAGAGUUCAAGAAUAUAUUGACACUCUUACUGUUGAUGCCAUACACUUAAAAAAUCGAGAUUGGAUUUUUGCUUGUAUGGCCUCUGAAAUUCGUGGACAGUCUAGAGUUUGUUCAACAGGCUGGAAUAUGUCUAAUCGUACAAGAAUAGUGCCAGGCUUAAUGAGAAAACCUUGGAAAUACUCGAUAGAUUUGGAUUUGAGUGAGAUUCGUAAUUUGAAGGUAUCUCACAUAGUCAUAAGAAUUCCUGCCGAAACAAUGAAUCGUUUCAAAGAUAAUGACGACGAUGAUGAUGAGGAUGAAGAUGAGGAGGACGAUGACGAUCAAAUCAUUCAUAUAGACGCACACGCGCGUGCAGAAAGAUACAAACGAUUUACGAACAUGAAGCCUUGGACGUCCGAAAGAGGCUAUCUUCGUUAUCAUGUUGCUUUAGAGAGUAUUACGGACGUCGUAUCAGUGGAAUUAAAAAGUUCGAACUGCGUCGGAGACAGCCGUAACCAUUUUUCCAUGGUUGAAUUGUUAGAACCAUGGGUUCCUGGAUCGGGUCAAGUUCAUUUUUUUGCCGAAAACGAAACAAUUUCAAAAUCACUCAAACUGCAAACUGUACAUUCUCAACGACUGCGCAUGAUGAAAUCUCAGAGUGCCGAAUUGAGAUUAACUUUAGACCCUGCUUGUACAUAUAGUAUUAACGUGAAAAGAGGUGACUUUAUUGAAAGAAUGGCUUGUUUAGUAAGAGAUCGAUGGAGCUCGAUUUAUCCAAUUACCGUCGGUUUAUUGUUAUUGAGUAUUGGUCAAAGAAUUGAAGCUCAAGAAGAGGAUAGAACAAGCACUACUGCCAUAGUUAUUAUAACUGGUAUUCUCUGCGUGAGUUUGAAUUUAGUCAUUGAAUGCUGUGUUGGAGUAGCUAUCCUACAUUUUAUGGCCAUUGGAAUUUGUUGUAGUGUUGUAUUUUUUGGAUCAGUGGCUCACAAUAUUGCUGUCAGAUUUUUGGCUAGAGCAGUUACUUUUUCAACCACUUGGUCAGACUGGGUACUGGGUGGUUUAGUCAAUCAGUUGCCAAUUGUAGCUGCUGGAUUUUUAUUAUCAAUGAUACCAGCCACCUGUGGAGCCUUAGCAACAUUGCUAUCUGUUUUUAUACACUUUUUAAGACUGACCAGUAUGUACGAAGAUUAUUUAGAAGAGUUAUUGUUAGCUUCAAUGAGGCACUUUAAUUUAUUAAGAAGGAAAGAUCGAGGCAGCGAUGAUAGCGAGUCGAUAAGGGCAAAUAUAUUGAAUCAAAUUUUAUUGUUUUUAUUCUCAUGUUUUGUUGCUAUACCUGCAAUACCUACAGCAUUAGUAUGGGCUAAAAAUUUCAGUUACAAUACGAGAUUAAUGACAGAAGAUCAAGUAUUUUUGUACAGUUGGAUUGUUCUAGUCGGUUGUGGAACGUCUGGCCUGGUGAAGAUUCCAGCCAAGCCUUCUAAUUCUUAUAGAACUAAAUUAUUAGCAACAUUACUUCGUUGUUUAGGUUGGAUUGCUCUUGCAACUGCAAACGGGGCUCAUUAUUAUUGGUGUUUCCCGCCGAGUCUUGCUGUUGUAGUAGUAUUAAUUGCUAUAAAUGCUCAUCAUUCAUAAAGUUUCUUUUAGAUUUUUCAGACGAGUGUACAGUGUUAUUUUUAAAAAAUUAUCAUUUUUAAAGUAUUUGUGAUUAGUGAUAUGUAGAAAAAAAAUUGUAUUCAUUUAUUUUAGUGAAUAUAGCAAUGGUAAGAAUCGUUACUUUUAGAAAAUUUAUGAUGUGAUUGUUAGAAAUUUUUCAUAACAAGUCCAUUUUUAUUGCAUCAUUAGAAAAAAAACCAUUAUAAAACUAUCAAUUUACGUAAUGAUUAUUGUAAUUGUCAGUGUGUAUACGACACGAUAACAUGAAAUUAUUUUAUAAUUAUAUACUUUUAUGCAUAAAUAAAAAUAAACUUAAUCUUAUAAUACAUAAUUUCGCGCAUUUUAUUGACUAUCUCCAAGUAAAACAUUCGAUUGAAUGAACUAUUCUAUAAUUCAUUCAAUCCUAAGUAAAGUAAGUAAAUGUAACAAAAC
Messenger RNA from Phymastichus coffea, 3423 nucleotides. It is a transcript of the gene PGAP1, whose product is annotated as GPI inositol-deacylase. Gene Ontology annotation, cellular component: endoplasmic reticulum. Gene Ontology annotation, molecular function: phosphatidylinositol deacylase activity. The record is from RefSeq and is a predicted model, not a curated record. Lineage: Eukaryota; Metazoa; Arthropoda; Insecta; Hymenoptera; Eulophidae. Bases 205 to 2970 code for a protein of 921 amino acids. Gene Ontology annotation, biological process: GPI anchor metabolic process; endoplasmic reticulum to Golgi vesicle-mediated transport. The transcript is spliced from 9 exons.